Homarus americanus (American lobster) is the source of this 476-nucleotide messenger RNA. RefSeq lists its product as uncharacterized. Bases 9 to 476 code for a protein of 155 amino acids. The transcript is spliced from 6 exons. The record is from RefSeq and is a predicted model, not a curated record. Gene Ontology annotation, cellular component: nucleus. Gene Ontology annotation, biological process: nucleotide-excision repair; double-strand break repair involved in meiotic recombination. Lineage: Eukaryota; Metazoa; Arthropoda; Malacostraca; Decapoda; Nephropidae. Gene Ontology annotation, molecular function: DNA helicase activity; ATP binding.
UUACACUUAUGACGUCAUACAACUCUGCGCGCCAAAACCAACUCGAAGCUGGCGUGAUCGACGGGCGUACAACAACUCUAGGGAAUGUGAGGAGCGCUGAAGUCAUGGAGUCUCAACAACGCCCAUACACCAUCGGGGGCGUCAAACUGAUGUUCCCCGUCAAACCUUACCCAUCCCAGAUGGCCUUGAUGUCACAGAUUAUGCAGGGACUCAAAAGACGCCAGAACUGCCUGCUAGAAUCCCCAACAGGAUCGGGAAAAUCUCUCGCCCUUUUGUGCUCAACGCUGGCAUGGCAACGAGCUGAAACAGGUAUAUUCUAUGAGCACCGUAACACCUUGUUUUUUGGGGACGUCAUAACUACCAUCCUCUUUCUUUGUCAAAUUUGGGUCCUGCCUUCUCUAUCAAAUAUUUGGUAUAAAUUAGAAGCUGCAAGCAAUAAACAUGAUCCAGUUCACCCACCCAGGGAAUCUGUGUAA